AUGCCAGAUCCAGCCGAAGGACAAGUAUCGAAGACAGCCGCCGGCAUUAAAGGCGGCACUGUGACGGAACGGCCGGUAGCAACGCUCAGCGAUGAGAAGAUCAGUGUGGAUGAGCCGGAUGCCCUGAGAUCCCAGUCUCAUGACGGGGUGCAAUAUGUCAAAGGGCAUCCAGUCAUUCGGGAUGGAAACGAUGUCUCCAACUUCAUCAUAUCGGAUAGAGACGACGGUGAUCCCGCUCUGACCUUCCGGUCUAUCGUCUUGGGCUCCAUCUUUACGGCCUUGUCGAGUGUCAUUACCAUGCUCUAUGUCUUCAAGCCGUACCAAGUCCAGGUAUCUGCCGUCUUCAUACAACUUCUGGUGUUUAUCUUUGGAAAAACAUGGGCUAUGAUCACACCUCGUCCAGAGAACUUCAAAUGGAAAUGGCUCCAAACUACCAUUCGCUUUCUCAAUUUUGGCCAGCACUUCGGCAUCAAAGAGCAUGUGGUGGCAGCUUUGAUCGCAUCUUCCGGUAAUAAUGGCCUGUCGGGAGUCGAGGUAUACGCUGUUGAACGUCUAUUCUACAACAUUAGCGUGAAUGCGACAACCGCGGUCCUGUCGACCUUCUCAAUAUCAUUGUGCGGGUUUGUCCUGGCAGGCUUACUCCGGCCGCUCAUUGUCUAUCCGGCCGAGAUGGUCUACUGGUCCACACUGCCUCAAGUGGUGCUCUAUCAGAAUCUUCACUUUGAGCCCCGAUCCAACAAGUCCCGUCUCAUCAAGUUCGGUUGGGCUCUUACUUUUGCUGCAGUGUGGGAGCUCUUUCCAUCCUACAUAGUGACCUGGUUCGGAGGCAUCUCCAUCUUCUGUCUGGCCUCGAUGAAGGCGCCGAAACACAUCCGGACAGUGUUCACUACAAUAUUUGGAGGAGCCUCGUCCAAUGAGGGAAUGGGUCUGUUGAACUUUUCCCUGGACUGGCAGUACAUCCAGAGCACCUAUCUCUCCUUGCCGUUCAAACAGCAGGUCAACACGUGGAUUGGAUAUGUCAUCUAG
Messenger RNA from Aspergillus calidoustus, 1026 nucleotides. The record is from the annotation of a GenBank genome assembly. Lineage: Eukaryota; Fungi; Ascomycota; Eurotiomycetes; Eurotiales; Aspergillaceae.